Molecule: messenger RNA, 2151 nt
Organism: Baudoinia panamericana UAMH 10762
Lineage: Eukaryota; Fungi; Ascomycota; Dothideomycetes; Mycosphaerellales; Teratosphaeriaceae
Product: glycoside hydrolase family 78 protein
Exons: 2
Coding region: 1-2151 (716 amino acids)
Biological process (GO): carbohydrate metabolic process
Source: RefSeq, a predicted model, not a curated record
AUGGCGAGCUUGUUGACCAUCCUCACUGCCUUAAGCACUAUCUCUGCGGCUACCGCACAGUCCUGCUGGCGGAACACUACGUGCACAGGACCGACUACUGCCGCGUUUCCGGGUCCAUGGGAGUCAAACAUUUACUCCCCAGCCUCUCGGACCGUGCACCCGGCCAACGUUCUCUCGCUCGGCAAUGCUUCAAUCAUCUCGCCGUAUCCAGGCGUCUCCCGACUCUCCAGCAACGGGAGCGCACUAGUCUUCGACUUCGGCAUCGAAGUUGGCGGCAUUGUUAACGUCAACUACACCACCACCGGCGGCAGUGGCUCGCUUGGUCUCGCCUUCACCGAAGCCAAGAACUGGAUUGGACUUGCUAGUGACUCUUCGAACGGCGACUUCGGGUCGUCGAACGCUUCGCUGCGCCAGAAUGGUGAUCAGGUGUGCAAUGAUGGCGCGCUGUACAGCUACUUCAGCGGCGCGGGAAGUCAUAGCUACACUAUGGAUUUGCAGCACCUGCGUGGCGGGUUCCGGUACCUGACGUUGUUUCUACUCACUGGUGACGCUGGCACGACGCUGAAUAUCGAUGGUGUGAGUUUGGAGAUUGGGUUUCAGCCAACGUGGUCCAAUCUUCGAGCGUAUCAGGGAUACUUCCACUCCAACGACGAGGAGCUGAACAAGAUCUGGUAUAGCGGUGCUUACACGCUGCAGACCAAUAAUGUGCCUGUCAAUACUGGCCGCUGGAUUCCCGCUCUGGCGGCUAGCUGGGCUAAUAACGGCACGCUGUCGAACGGGUCUACGGUCAUUGUUGACGGUGCGAAGAGGGACCGAGCCGUGUGGCCAGGUGAUAUGGGUAUCGCCGUGCCGUCUACCUUUGUCUCCGUCGGUGACCUUCAGAGCGUGCAAAAUGCUCUGCAGACGAUGUAUGAUCACCAAAACUCGGAUGGGAGUUUCCCGGAGGCUGGGCCACCGCUGUUACAGCAAGGGAGCGAUACUUAUCAUAUGUGGACCAUGAUCGGAACGUACAAUUACGUGCUGUUCACCAACGAUACCACCUUCCUGGCUCACAACUGGGCAAGCUAUCAGCACGCUAUGGAGUACAUCUAUGCAAAGGUGUUACAACCUUUGGGUCUGCUCAGCGUAACCGGCACCCGUGAUUGGGCACGUGUACAACAGGGUGGCAACAACACUGAGGCGAACAUGAUCCUGUACCGCACCCUCAUAACGGGUGCAGAGCUUGCUGCAUGGUCCGGCAACAGCUCCCUUGCCUCAACCUACACAGCUCGCGCCGCCACGCUGGCCUCGAACAUCAUCCAGUACACAUAUGUCGACAGCUACGGCGCCUUCAAGGACAACAACACAAACACCACACUCUACCCACAAGACGCCAACAGCAUGGCACUGCUCUUCGGCGUCGUCUCCGAUACCUCCACGAUGGCCCAGAACAUCUCCUUGCGCCUAACAGACAACUGGACGCCCAUCGGUGCCGAGACGCCCGAGCUUCCCAACAAUAUCAGCCCCUUCAUCAGUAGUUUCGAGAUCCAAGGCCACCUCACCAUUGGCCAAACUGAUCGAGCGCUUGACCUUAUCCGUCGUAGCUGGGGUUGGUACCUCAACAAUCCGAACGGCAGCCAGUCUACUGUAAUCGAAGGCUAUCUCACCAACGGCAGCUUUGGUUACCGAAACUACAGAGGCUACAACUACGACUCCAGCUACGUCUCGCACUCGCACGGCUGGUCCUCGGGCCCGACGUCUGCGCUGACGAACUUUGUGCUGGGUCUGCAGGUUACGGGACGCGCGGGCAGCACGUGGCGAUUCGCGCCGCAGUUCGGUGACCUGACGAGCGUGCAAGGCGGGUUUACGACGAUUUUGGGCAAGUUCCAGGCUAGCUGGAAUGUUACGGGGGGUGGGUAUGUGGUGGAGUUGAGCGUGCCGCAGGGGACAACCGGGGAGGUUGUGCUGCCGCCAAUGCCCACGUCGGUACCCUCGUCGGUACUCUCGUCAGUGCCCACAUCGGUGCCCACGUCGGUGCAUUCGUCGGUGCCGUCCUCGGGAGGUGUCGGUGGGAACAAUGUGAUGUGGAAUGGACAGCACUAUGGACAGAUGUCUGGAGGCGCCUUCCAAGUGGCUUGUGAUGGCGGUAGGCAUAGCUUUAGUGUGUGGUAA